Messenger RNA from Linum tenue, 1839 nucleotides. The record is from the annotation of a GenBank genome assembly. Lineage: Eukaryota; Viridiplantae; Streptophyta; Magnoliopsida; Malpighiales; Linaceae.
AUGGCGACCACCUUAUCCUUAUCCUUCCUCUCCUUACUCCUCCUCAUUUCCACAGCAUCUGCAGCAACUCCUCCGCCACCGCCGCCGCGAUGCCCGUUCGAUCUAAGCUACGUCCGCACAAUCCCAUGGGACACAUCCCUCUGCGAGCAAACUGACGGCCGCCACUGCUGCCAGACCCUGCUCAGCCUCUUCGGCAUCGGAAUCGCCCAGCACCUCCGCGAGACCUCCCUCUUCCAGCUCCCCGACGCCAACGCCUCCGCCGCCUGCCUCGCCGACUUCCGGACCCACCUCGCCGCCAUCUCAAUCGACCCUUCUUUCGUCCCUCUCUGCUUCAGCGACCCCAAUCAGUUCGUCUCCAACGCUUCCAGCUGCGUCGGGGUCAUCUCCACCGCCGAUUGGAUCCAGCGGGUCGGACCUCUCACCCCGCUCGAUUCCGCUUGCAGGGGCGACGUCUCCGGCCUCACCCGCUGCAGCUCGUGUUUGGACGCCGGCUUGAAGGUGAAUUCCCAGCUCACUAAUCUCCAGGCAAAUGCUACUUCCAAGUGCUUCUACUUCACUUGCUUGUAUGCUGUUGCUAUGGUCAGCGAGCUCGGCCCUCUCGAUGCCAAGACGUCGGGUUGUAUUCUGGCCUUGCCGUUGAAAUCCUCUGCUACUUCUGGUAAGAAGGGUAACCACGGGAAAGUAGUGGGGCUUGUUUUGGGGAUAAUCGGUGGUGUUGCUGCUCUUGUCGUUGCUGCUUUGUUGUUUGUGGUUUUGUGUCGAAAAAGGAAGAAGAGGAAGCAUGCUGAGGCUUCCCAUGAGGAAUUCGUCAGCAGUUUCAAAUCUGCUGUGCUGCCGAAUUCUGGGGCGAAAUGGUUUCAGUCGGGGGAGCUUGAGAAGGCCACAAAUGGGUUUUCGCAGAGGAAUUUCCUGGGGAAAGGGGCUUAUGGUGUUGUCUACAAAGGGGUUCUCUCGGAUGGCAGUUUCAUUGCUGUGAAGGAAAUGCACGAUCCUGAAUCUCUGAGGGAUGAGGAGUUCUCCAAUGAGGUGGAGAUCAUUAGCAAGAUCAGGCACAGAAAUCUCCUCUCGCUCCGCGGCUGUUGCGUUACCAGCGACAUCUUCAGAGGUAGAAGGAGGUUUCUGGUCUAUGAUUACAUGUCGAAUGGAAGUCUUGGUGAUCAUCUAGCUAGUGAUCAUACUAGGAGGCAGUUAACAUGGCCUCAUAGAAAGAACAUCAUCCUUGAUGUGGCCAAAGGGCUGGCAUACCUCCACCACGGGAUCAAACCUGCCAUUUAUCACCGCGACAUUAAGGCCAACAACAUACUUCUUGAUAAGGAAAUGAAAGCCAAGGUUGCUGAUUUCGGGCUGGCAAAGCAGAGCUCAGAAGGGCAGUCUCAUCUUACGACAAGGGUGGCUGGGACACAUGGCUAUCUGGCACCCGAGUAUGCUCUUUAUGGUCAGUUGACAGAGAAGAGCGAUGUUUACAGCUUCGGGGUUGUGAUUCUCGAGGUGAUCAGCGGGAGGAAGGUAAUAGAUACGUCGAGUGCUUCGUAUCUUUUGAUCACGGAUUGGGCGUGGAUGCUGCUGAAGUCUGGGAAGAUGGAGGAGAUCUACGAUGAGGCGAUAAGGGAUGAAGGUGCUAAAGGGGUGAUGGAGAGAUUUGUUCUGGUUGGGAUGCUUUGUGCUCAUGCUAUGGUGGCUUUUAGACCGACGAUUGCUGACGCUUUGAAGAUGCUAGAGGGUGACAUUGAUAUUCCCAAGUUGCCUGACAGGCCAUUGCCUCUCAGUCACGAGUCGUUUAGGCAGCCUGCUAAAGCUUCUUCGCAUAGUGGUUCAUCAUCAGUCAGCGAGAGAUCUUGA